Messenger RNA from Cryptomeria japonica (Japanese cedar), 1518 nucleotides. RefSeq names its product beta-glucosidase 12. The record is from RefSeq and is a predicted model, not a curated record. The transcript has 13 exons. The coding region runs from base 1 to 1518 and encodes 505 amino acids. Gene Ontology annotation, molecular function: beta-glucosidase activity. Gene Ontology annotation, biological process: carbohydrate metabolic process. Lineage: Eukaryota; Viridiplantae; Streptophyta; Pinopsida; Cupressales; Cupressaceae.
AUGGCGACUGCUAGCAGAUUCUAUGCACUCGUCUUUGUGGCUUUCUCUGCAUUUAGUCUCUCAGUGAGAGGAGAAAGUCAUAGCCAAACCCGAUUUGGCAGGAAAUCUUUUCCUUCAAAUUUUGCUUUUGGACUUGGAUCUGCUUCUUAUCAGUAUGAAGGAGCAGUUAAAGAGGAUGGAAGGGGGAUAAGUAUUUGGGAUACAUUUUCACACACUCCAGGUAAAAUUGUUGAUGGCAGCAAUGGUGAUGUUGCCAAUGAUCAGUACCACCGUUAUAAGGAGGACGUCAAACUUUUGGUUGAUUUGGGAGUUAAGUCAUAUAGAUUUUCCAUUGCCUGGCCUCGCAUCUACCCAAAGGGCAGGGGGAUUGUAAAUAAGAAGGGAAUAGCUUAUUACAAUAAUCUCAUCGAUGAGCUUCUGAAAAAUGGUAUAGAGCCAUUUGUGACAAUAUUCCAUUGGGACCUUCCACAGAUUCUUCAGGAUGAAUAUGGAGGAUUCUUGAGCCAAAAGAUUGUGAAAGAUUUUGUAGCCUAUGCUGACACAUGCUUUGAAGCCUUUGGCGAUCGAGUGAAGAAAUGGGUAACGAUAAACGAACUGUUGAGUAUUGCUCUGUCUGGAUAUAACAAUGGAAAUCACGCGCCUGGCCGGUGCUCCAAAUCAAUUGGAAAUUGUACUGAAGGAGAUUCAGCUACGGAGCCCUAUAUAGUGGCUCAUAAUUUGCUUCUUUCACAUGCUGCAACUGUCAAACUCUACAGAGAGAAAUAUCAGAAAAAGCAGAAGGGCUUGAUAGGCGUCACAGUGGUUACCCACUGGUUCAUUCCAUACACCAACUCUAUAAGCGACCAGAAAGCUACUCGACGGAUUCUUGAUUUCUACCUUGGAUGGUUCAUGGAUCCUCUUACAAGGGGGGAUUACCCAACUACAAUGAGAUCUAAUGUGGGAGCUCGAUUGCCUCACUUCACCAAAUACCAAUCUAAACUGUUGCAGGGAUCAUUUGAUUUUCUGGGUCUCAACUAUUAUGCAGCCUAUUAUGCUAUUAAUAACAACGCCACACCAAAUGCCACGCCCAUUGAUUUGAAUGCUGAUUCUCGAGUCAAUCUUACCGCUGUUAAGAACGGCGUUCUCAUUGGAGCCCAGGCGGGAUCAGAUUGGCUUCACGUAUAUCCACGUGGGAUCAGAGCAUUACUUAACUUCAUGAAAGUUCGAUACGGCAACCCACCGAUUUAUAUCACAGAAAAUGGUAUCGAUGAAAUAAAUAAUGCAAGCAAGCCUUUGAAGGAGUCUUUGAAUGAUACCUGGCGUAUUGACUAUACUUCGAAGCAUCUCUUAAAUAUUUUCCUAGCCAUACGGGAUGGAUGUAAUAUAGUGGGCUACUAUGGAUGGACUUUUCUGGAUGAUUAUGAAUGGGACGGUGGAUACUCAGUGAGAUUUGGGUUUUAUUUUGUGGAUCGUCUUCACAAUCUUACAAGAUAUCCGAAAGCGUCUGCUUACUGGUUAAAGAACUUUCUCAGCCAUUGA